Messenger RNA from Strongylocentrotus purpuratus (purple sea urchin), 5050 nucleotides. RefSeq names its product kielin/chordin-like protein. Lineage: Eukaryota; Metazoa; Echinodermata; Echinoidea; Camarodonta; Strongylocentrotidae. The record is from RefSeq and is a predicted model, not a curated record. Gene Ontology annotation, biological process: neuron differentiation. Gene Ontology annotation, cellular component: cell surface; extracellular region. Gene Ontology annotation, molecular function: protein binding; serine-type endopeptidase inhibitor activity. Bases 287 to 5050 code for a protein of 1587 amino acids. The transcript has 33 exons.
UAUAGGAUGUGAGACUGAUGAUCCCUUUUGCCCAUCUACCUGUUCAUCUUGUCAAUGUGAUGUGGACAGACUGAAAUGUAACUUGCCUGGUGGAGAUUGCGCUUUCAACCAGUCUCUAUGCUUCUCCAUAGACCAAGGUGACACUGCUUUAGACUGCUCAGACACAGUGUGUAACAAAGAUCCACUGAAAAGCUGUAAUGUUGGUGGAGUAGUGUAUUACGGUGGGGAGAGCUGGUCACAGGACGUCUGUACGUCAUGCGUGUGUCAGGAUGGUUUGUCUGUCUGUAUGUCACUACCCAUGUGUCCUGAUAUAGGAGUCGGCUGUCGGGCGACCUACACCGAAGGCCAGUGCUGCCCAGAUGUUACAUGUGACGCAACUGAUGACAAUGCUGCUUCAUGCCAUGAGGCUGGAGGUAGCCAUGCCCAGGGGGACAGCUGGUACCAGGAUCCCUGUACAAUAUGUAUCUGUCAAAGGGGUGUGAUACACUGCUCUAAGGUCCAAUGUCCCACCCUGCAACCCAUGUCUGGUUGCCAGCUCAUUCUCAACAGGAAUGCAUGCUGUCCGCUACGAGUCUGUCGUGAUGGCGCUUCAUCCGUAGAGAGGCCUGUCAUAAAUUAUGCACUUCCUCGGGCAACAUCGCUUCCUGAGCCACAAUACAGGAAUAGGUUCUACCUGGACUGGGGAAAGUGCGUCGUUGCGGGUGGUGCUUCAUUCUGUACAAGGGCCGUCUGCUUCCACCCAAGAGAAAGUUGCAAUGAGAUAGAGUCAGAUACAAGUGUUAUUUGCCCAUCCAUCUAUUGUCCAAAGGAUAAACCAGGGACAUGUCCGUCAGCCUCCUCUAACAGCAGUGACCAAGGAGAGUGUGUGUUCCAGUGCCAGAAUGAUGCUGAUUGUGAAGACUCCUUGAAAUGCUGCCCGGUCGGCUGCUCAUCAACAUGUAUACAGCCUUAUUCUCUGCAAGCUGUACCAAACCAACGCUGCGUAGACAUCUACGGGACACACAGGUCUGAAGGGGAUAUCUGGUACAGAGAUGAGUGCACUCAGUGUGCCUGUCAGAAAUCUGUUGUCGUAUGCAAGUCUAAGGAAUGUAUGCAACCCCCGCCGGGCUGCAACCUGUUAGACCCAUAUGAGGGUGAUUGCUGUGGAAUUGUCGUUUGUCCUCACACAACUGAGAGGAGCUGCUUUCAUCGGAGCCACUCCCACUCUCAUGGAAGCUACUGGUACCCUGAUGACUGUGAAACAUGUCAAUGUGAACAUGGGGUGGAGAUUUGCACCUCCUACCAGUGCAUGCUGACUAAAGAGGAGGGCUGCAUCUUCCAGCUCCUCCCCAAUAGAUGCUGCCCAGACAAAUUCUGUCAACCAAUUGACAGCUGUAUGCAUGGAGACAUUGCACGUCUUAAUGGUGAGAAAUGGUACCAGUCCACGCAGCAGGAGUGCAGCUGCAAUGACGGAGUGAUCAGUUGCCUUUCAGUUAUCUGCCCAUUAUCAGCUAAUGAGGGAUGCAUUCAUAAUGAGACAGGUGUCCAUGCAUUCUGCCAGGAUAUUACUUGUCAGUCUGAGGAUUCUUCCGUUGUAAGACCAACUUGCCAUCACAAGGGCACACCCAGAGCAGUAGGGGAAGUCUGGUUUAGUGACCCAUGCACCUCAUGCACCUGUAACUCAUCCCAGAAGGUGGUCUGUGUUACUAUAUCCUGCCCCUUCCUGGGUCUAGGACAGGGGUGCAGGGCUGUACCGGAAGAGGGACUGUGCUGCCCCCAGGUUGUGUGCCAUGGAGUUCAUAGUUGCAUGUCAGGCAGCAUGGAGCACCUUCAAGGGGAGGUGUGGCAAGAAGAUGACUGCACCUUCUGUCUCUGCCUCAAUGGACAGCACAGCUGCACCAUGAAAAUCUGCCCCACCCCCAAGCCCCAUUGCCGUUACACCAACCCCAAGGCAGGCCAGUGCUGUACAGACAUUGUAUGCAUGCCGACUGGAGCCAAACCAUGUCAGGACAGCCCACUAUCUGACAAAUUUUAUCUCCAAGAUGAGGUUUGGAGGUACGAUGCUUGUACCAUUGCACAAUGUGACAACGGAGUAACCCUCAAGAUCAGGGAACGUUGUCCAUUUGUCAUCCCUCCUCCCGGAUGUUUCCUAGUUUCUAUUCAAGGACAGUGCUGCCCUCAUAUUGACUGCAGUCAAGGUAAACAGGGGCAGUGUCCACUCCAAGGGGCGUAUCCACAAUCCAGUGGUUUGGAUCUAUGCGCCCAUGAUGCAGAUUGUUCCGGAAGUAGGAAGUGUUGCCAUGACGGCACCAGCUUAUCUUGUGUUAACACUCUCACUAUUGAUCACCCUGGACAAUGUCCUCCCAGCUUUGUAAGCAAGCUUCCCAUCGGCCAGGCCUGCAUCAUGGAGUGCUACUCCGAUCGAGACUGCCCCACUUACGAAAAGUGCUGCAUGUCCAGAGGCUGCGGCAUGGCCUGCAAGCGCCCGAUCGUCCUGACCAACCGCCGGCCGCUGUCCAACGUCACUGGACACCUCUGCAGCAUCCUGGAGAACCUGGUCGGGAGUCAUAGGACAGGCAAGUUCAAAAAGGAUGGGCAGUGCCCAAAGUUCUCUGAUCUGAGGAAUCAACAGCUCCCUCUUGUGGCUGAGUGUAUCUUCGACAAUGAUUGUCCUGGAAUGGAGAAAUGCUGCCCAACUCUGGAAUUUAAGAUGUGUUUGAAGCCCAUUAUAGAAGAUGUACAGACACCAGGAGAGUGCCCCGCCCCAAAGUUCAGGGAAGGGGUGUGUCUGAACCGGCAGGAUGAAUGCAAAAGAGACGGUGAAUGCCCCUCAAGCAGCAAGUGUUGCUAUGAUGGAUGCUCGUACCAGUGCAAGCUUCCUGCGAGAAUGAAUGAAGAUGGACCUUGCCCCUAUAUCCAUGGAAGCUGUGAUGUAGUAUGCUCCCAGGGUUACGCUACUAAUGCGCUCCAGUGCGAGGUGUGCCGCUGUAGUAGAUGGUGUCCCUUCUUACCCUUCAAUUGCUUCUUUGAUUGCCCGUAUGGGUACGCCACCGAUAGAGUUGGAUGCAAGAUGUGCCAUUGCAAGCGAGCAAUCAAACCAGCCAAUGGGAUUGGAGAGUUUCUGGACACUCCUGUCUGCCUACCCAUCAACCCUAUGACAUGUCGUCUCAGCUGCACCCUGGGGUAUGUGACCGAUUCCAUGGGAUGCAGGAUUUGCCGGUGCAGGACAGAAGAUCAAGAAUGUACUCCAAUCGAGACCUGCGGCCUCUACUGCCCUCUUGGAUAUGCCACAGACCAUCUUGGAUGUCAUGUAUGCAAGUGUCAACAAAGAGGUGGUACUGAUGAAGUGUUCCUACCUCAAAAGACCUUGUGUCCAGCUACCCAAUGUCCAGAUGGCUGUAUGCUUGGUUCAGCCACUGACCAGUCAGGGUGUCCAACAUGUGCUUGCCUAACAGGUAUCAGCACAGGUUUCUCAACCAAUUGCAUGUUUUUGAGGUGUCCCUAUGGAUUUGCUACUGAUGGUACAGGGCAGAAAGUGUGUAGAUGUCGCCUGCCAGCUCUUUGCCAAUCUAUGGGAAACUGUGCUCUGGAGUGUGAGUUUGGAAGACUAUCAGAUGCCCAUGGAUGUGAGACUUGUGCAUGUAAACCUGAGUUUGAUGUUAAUGAAUGUCCAGUCCUGACAACGGCCAACUGCCCAGAACUGGACAUGUGUGCCUACGAUCUGGCCUCAACAUCACCCAAUGGUUGUGAGAUUUGUGUAUGUAAGACACCAGUGACAGACUGCCCACCCUUGAGACGAGAGGCCUGCCAGCUUAGAUGUCGGAGGGGGUUCACCACAGAUGAGAACGGCUGUGAAAUGUGCAUAUGUACAAAAUCAGAUGAUGAGUGCACCACGCUUGUGUCCAGUAAAACCUGCAACAAGACUUGCUUGUUUGGAUUGGCAACGGAUUUAGAUGGUUGCCAGAUUUGUUCUUGCAAGAUCCCUGCUGUGCUACCUCUAAAGGAUCCAUUUCAGAUCCAGGCAUUGAUGGUCACCCCUUGCCCACCUGUCACAGCAGAAAAGUGUGCCCUCGUGUGUUCUGAAGGUUAUGCCACAGAUCAUGGCUGUGAGAUCUGUGCCUGUCAACAUUCAGAUGGAUGUCCAGCCCUCAAUGUCCAGCAAUGUCCACUAUUGGCUACCUGUCCUUAUGGACUGUCUACUGACAGACAUGGCUGCCAGGCAUGUAGCUGUCGACAGCCGAUUGCCUGCCUUCCAGUCUCUAUCCAAAACUGUUCAAUACACUGCCCCCGUGGCCGGGCGACUGACAGUGAUGGUUGUGAAGUAUGUGCCUGCAGGAAUACAAGUUCUUCUUGCCCCAAUGUCAACAGAAGGAAUUGUCAGAAGGCUUGCACUUAUGGAUAUGCCACAGAUCCUAUUACCCAUUGUCAAGUCUGCUUGUGCAAACAGCCAACUGAGAUACCCAUAGCCAUAGCAUCAUUCAGGAUCUGUGAACCUGUGACCUGCACCAACAACUGCUCAGCUGGUUUCCUCCAUGAUGAUCAAGGAUGCCCAAGCUGUAACUGUAAGGAUGAAGGAGUGGAGUGUCCAGAACUGCCAAUGUCAGUAUGUCCUCAGCAGAUGCUUUGUCCAUAUGGGCUGGGGAUGGACUCAAGGGGAUGCCCCAUUUGUUUCUGCAGAGUUGAAUCUGGAUGUUACCCAGUUCGUCCAUUGACCUGUGACCUCGACUGCCAAUAUGGAUAUGCUACUAAUGAGCAUGGAUGUGAAACAUGCAGAUGUAGAAUAUUUGAUGAAGCAAUAUGUGACCAAACCAUCUCAUCUACCUGUCAUAAGAAAUGUCCCUACGGCUUGGCUACUGAUGGGAAUGGGUGCGACAUCUGCUCGUGCAAGAACGAAGUACGAGAGAUUAGUAUCGUUACACUCAAGCCUGUCAUAACAUGUCCUCCUGUUGACUGUGAAAUGAACUGUGAGUUUGGACACUCCACUGAUUCUAUUGGCUGUGAGGUCUGUGCCUGCAAGCGUCCAAUUACAGAUGCUGAACAGGCGUUGAUGAGUAUUACCAUAGACAUAUAA